Auxenochlorella protothecoides is the source of this 2151-nucleotide messenger RNA. Its product is annotated as Alpha-L-arabinofuranosidase 1. Gene Ontology annotation, biological process: L-arabinose metabolic process. NCBI's taxonomy places the organism in Eukaryota, Viridiplantae, Chlorophyta, Trebouxiophyceae, Chlorellales, Chlorellaceae. Gene Ontology annotation, molecular function: alpha-L-arabinofuranosidase activity. The transcript has 14 exons. The record is from RefSeq and is a predicted model, not a curated record. Bases 1 to 2151 code for a protein of 716 amino acids.
AUGGGACUUGUUUCCCUCGUCACCAUCGGGGCGGCCUGGGGAGUGGAGGGAAGGGGCAGGAAUUCGAACCCCACCUCCGGGUCCUCGUGGAACGCAUCUGUGACCGUGAACCUGGGGGCGACCCAUCCCGUCAGCAAGACCCUGUACGGCAUCUUCUUCGAGGAGAUCGGUCAUGCCGGCGAGGGUGGGCUUUAUGCGGAGCUGGUGCAGGACAGGAGCUUCGACGCCAUCGCCAGGGUCUCUGGAUUUGCCUCCUCCAAUGCGCCUGCCCUGCCGGUGGACCUCGCCAAGCUGGCUGCCCAGCACCGUGACGCCUGGACACCCACCAGCUGGGACCUGAGCGUGGCAGAGGCCGCUACCACCAAGGCCGAUUUCCUGGACAAAUUGCGCGGCCCAGGUCCACGGAACGACAUCAUUGUGGCGUGGCAGGCUCUCCCUGGCACCACCACAUCACUCACCAGGGACAAACCCCUGAACCCUACCAAUCUGGUGUCCAUGACCCUCUCUGCCACCGCCAACGGAUCGGUCGGCAUCGUUAACCAUGGCUACUGGGGCAUGCACGUCGAGAAGGGGCAGUCCUACACGGUCUCACUCUAUGCCCGGGCCGGCGAGACGGGCCCUGUCCCUCUGACGGUGUCCAUACUGGGUGCAUCCCUGAAGCACACCCUGGCCUCCGUGGAUCUGAACCCACCCUCGGAGGACUGGGGCAGGUUAACGGGGACGCUGGAGCCCAAUGCCACCGACUCCGGUGCCGUCCUGGUGAUGAGCUUUGAGGGACCCGGCUCUGUGGUGCUGGACGUAGUCUCCCUUUUCCCCACUGAGAACGUGAAGGAGGCUGCCGAGCGGGGAGAGGUGAACCCCUGGCCCUUCAGGGCUGACCUUCUCGGUGCCCUCAAGGCACUCAAACCAGCUUUUAUGAGGUUCCCUGGAGGCUGCUACAUCGAGGGUGACCACCUGGUCAACCGCUUCAACUGGAAGGACAGCAUCGGGCCCUUGGAGGAGCGAUCAGGACACAUGAACGGCGUCUGGGGCUACUGGUCGACGGACGGCCUGGGCCUGUUCGAGUACAUGCAGCUGGCAGAGGCCCUGGACACAGAGCCGGUGUGGGUGAUCAACAAUGGCGUGGCCCACGCCGACAGUGUGCCGGCAUCGGACAUCUGGCCCUACGUCCAGGACGCCCUCGACUCUCUGGAGUUCAUCCUGGGCUCCCCUGACUCCCGCUGGGGCUCCGUCAGGUCGAGCAUGGGACGGGAGCAGCCCUGGAACAUCACCUAUGUGGCCAUCGGCAACGAGGACUGCGGGAAGUGGAUGUACCUGAACAAUUACCUUGCCUUCUUCGGCGCCCUGCGCGGCGCGCAUCCCCACCUGCGCCUGAUCAGCAACUGCGACAUGGGCCGCGAUGCGCCCACUGACAUCUGGGACUGGCACAUAUACACCAACCCCCGCGACCUCUUCAACAAGCGCAAUAUCUUCGAUGGGCGGAGGCCGGAGGACGGCCACUUUGUGUUUGCGUCCGAGUACGCCGUCACCGAGGGCGGGGGCUGGGGCAACCUUGUCGGUGCUGUGGCGGAGGCGGCCUUCAUGACGGGGCUGGAGAGGAACUCGGAGGCAGUGGUGAUGGCCGCCUAUGCGCCCCUCUUCGUCCACACCAGCAACCGCCCCUGGCCCACCAACAUGAUCGUGAUCGACAACCACCGGUGGUUUGGCAUCCCCUCCUACCACGUGCAACGUCUCUUCCGUGAGAACCAGGGCGUGCGGUAUGCAGAGACGGCGGUCGCCGCCAGCCCCAGUGCCCAGCUGCAUGAGGACUCGGUGGCGGCCUCUGCCACCUGCCAGGACGAUGAGUGCACGACCCUGGUGGUCAAGGUCAUCAAUUUUUCGUCAUACAACCAGACCAUCCGCAUCCAGCUCGACGGCCUGGCCGCCAACCAGAGGGUGGAGGACGGCGGGGACCUGACCUGGCUCACCUCUGGCCACCCUGAGGAUGAAAACACUUUUGACGACCCACACAAGGUCACGCCAAGAUCCACCUCCCUCUCAGGCCUUGACUCUGACUUCCGGUUGCAGACCGCCCCCUACAGCGUCAACCUGCUGACCGUCCAGCUCGGCUCCGGGGAGGCCCCUGAUGCGUACGUCGCUGCUGCCAUGUAG